Molecule: messenger RNA, 686 nt
Organism: Paramecium sonneborni
Lineage: Eukaryota; Ciliophora; Oligohymenophorea; Peniculida; Parameciidae
Source: the annotation of a GenBank genome assembly
AUGUCAACUUCAACUAUUCAAACAACUUCUAAAAAUGAAUUGGUCAAAUGGAUAAAUGAAACUUUUAAAGUAAUUGAUUUAUUCUCUAUAUUAUCAGUUAACUAUUACUUAAUUAGAGACUCUUGGCAGUGGUAGUACAUUUUGUUAGAUAUUUGAAUAUUUAUAUCCUAAUUCAAUUUAAGCAAAUAAAAUUCUUUGGAAAGCUAAUAAAGAAACUGAUUAUAUAAAAAAUUUCAAAACCUUAGCAGAUGCUUUUACAAAAUUUAAUAUUUAAAAAUAAUUAGAUGUAAGCUAUUUUAUUAAUUUAGAUCCAAUCUCUUUCAAAAGCAAAGUAUUUAGAUGUUUUGGAUUUAGCUUAAUUCAUGAAAUAAAAAUUUGAUAAAUAAGCAGAAAAGAGAGAAAAUUAUGAUCCUAUUGAAUUUAGAAAAUAAGAGGAAAGAAAGGUUUUUACUCCAACAAAUAGAAAAACUUUUUAAGCUCUAAAAGAUAAAACAAAUAAUGAGAACACUUAAACUGCUACUCAUUCUUUGUUAGUUAAAAGACCUCUUUCAAAAACAACCUCUUGGAAAACUACAAAAACUACAUAAACUAAAACCCCUGAACUAAGUUCAAUUACUGAUAUUCUAAAUAAUGCAGAAGACGAUGAGGCAACAAAAGUAAAGAAAAUAAAGUCACUAUUUGUCUGA